This is a messenger RNA of Morchella importuna, 1689 nucleotides long. RefSeq lists its product as uncharacterized. NCBI's taxonomy places the organism in Eukaryota, Fungi, Ascomycota, Pezizomycetes, Pezizales, Morchellaceae. Gene Ontology annotation, cellular component: cytoplasm. The transcript has a single exon. The coding region runs from base 1 to 1689 and encodes 562 amino acids. Gene Ontology annotation, biological process: protein ubiquitination. Gene Ontology annotation, molecular function: ubiquitin protein ligase activity. The record is from RefSeq and is a predicted model, not a curated record.
AUGGAUCCUAUGGCGUUCUUCGGGCAGCAACAACCACCACAAAUGGGAUUUCCAGCACGGCUAGGCGUCGACCGCCGUUAUGAGAGGAUACAUACACAAGCCCCGCCCUCACCUCCUAUCCCACAACCUUCAAAUGGACGUAAUCGAAAACGCCGCGCUUCAGAAAAGGCGAUCUCAGAACUUAAGCACAUGCGCUUAAUCGACCUUAAAGAAGAUGAUGACUGCUGUAUUAUUUGCAUGGAACCAUUCGUGGACAUUAAAGCAUCCACAGAUGAACCCAAACAAGAGAACGCCCUUCAGAUGCCAUGCGGCCACAUAUUUGGCUCUCAUUGCCUUAAGCUUUGGCUUAAGGAUCAUAGCACAUGUCCCACUUGUCGCAAGGAGGUAGACUUUGUUGAAGAGGAUGAACGGGGCGCCAUGGCAACAAAUCGUCGGCGGGUUGGUGGUGUAGAUCUGCGUCAUAUUCCUGGAGUGUCAAGUAGGCGUGUGGGACGGGAGGCAACGGUGAACCGGCUUGUAGAAGUAGAGGUAAUUGUUCGGCAGCAGAGGUAUGCUGCCCCUCCAUCGCAAGAGCAGUUGGAGCCAGCAACAGUAGCAACACGGGUUGGCGUGGCAGAAGAAGCAGGAUGGAUGGCUGCGGCAUCGGGAGUGGUAGCAGGUCCACAUGUACCACCGGCACCACCUGCAAAUCAGUUUUCGCAGUAUAUGAGCAUGGUUGGUGGUGCGUUUCCGAGUAUUAGGAUUGAGGCAUCGAUGAAUCGCCAUCUACCCCCAGUAAUGCCUGCUCAGCAGACGGUACCAAGAGUCUGUGGUCCCCGCCCAGGACAUAUCCACAGAGUUGGCGGUUCUCCUGCUUUCGCUCAUGGAGUGUUCCAUAAUACAGGCGCCGCCUUACAUGCACAGCAGCAGCAGCAGAUGAAUCAACCAGAUCAACCCCAUGUACCAGCGAGCAUGCCUCAACGCUCUCAAUCUCAUAGACACUCAUUAAGACAAUCUCAAUAUCAACCAUAUCCAGAGGUACUCACUUCUCACCAUAGCUCGCCGAUCACCCCAGAGUCGAUGAUCGGCAUGUACGGUGUUUCUCCCUUAGGGCUUCCUUCCCCAGGAUAUUCCUCCGUAACAACGAAUAUUACGCCAGAUAAUCCAGCACAGACGCCACUCCCAAACCAAUAUGGUGUGCCACGAUGUCCAUGGAACCCUGCUGUUCGUGCGCAACAGCAGCAGCAGCAGCAGCAGCAGCAACAACAGAUAUAUCACCAGCAGCAACAACAUCAGCAACGUCAACAGCAGCAGCAAGGGAUAUAUCAACAGCAGCAAAUUUCUAACACCGAUCCUUCCCCAAUCUCUCCACUUUCUCGCCUCCAAGUCUCCGGCUCAAGACACGCUUCAACAACUUCACAGGAUCAGUGUGAUUACACAGAUAUGUCCCUGUGUCAACACCAGUUUGGCAACAUCAAUCCUGAAUUCGGCGCCGGCAAUAUCGCACUACUGCCACCAGACCAGACACAGAUUAUACACCUAAAUUGUGGGCAUGGAUUUCAUAGAGCUUGCCUUUUAGUAACAACAAAAUCGAGGGCUCCGAGGGGCGAGGCGCAAUGGUUGUGUGGCAAGUGUGGAAGAUAUGAAAACGAGGCAGAGGGGAGGCAACAGCAGCAGAUAAAUGAACAGUCACAGGAGGUAGCAGAGUAG